Messenger RNA from Penicillium samsonianum, 1758 nucleotides. Its product is annotated as transcription factor domain-containing protein. The record is from RefSeq and is a predicted model, not a curated record. The coding region runs from base 1 to 1758 and encodes 585 amino acids. Lineage: Eukaryota; Fungi; Ascomycota; Eurotiomycetes; Eurotiales; Aspergillaceae. Gene Ontology annotation, molecular function: zinc ion binding; DNA-binding transcription factor activity, RNA polymerase II-specific; transcription cis-regulatory region binding. Gene Ontology annotation, cellular component: nucleus. Gene Ontology annotation, biological process: regulation of DNA-templated transcription. The transcript is spliced from 5 exons.
AUGGAAUCCGCUCAAAUCCCAGGCGGGACCCCUGCGCCAUAUGGCCGCGCAUGUAUGAACUGUUCUCGUGCCAAGUGCAAAUGCAUUCUUCCCACAACUGGUAGUGGCUGCGAAAGAUGCCAGCGCCUAAACAAGGAAUGCCGGCCUGCGCAGACAGUUCGCAAGCGCAAUAAGCCACCGUCGGCUUCUAAUACUGCCAAUCUCGAGGCCAAACUUGAUUGGAUUAUGUCCGCAUUUGAAAAGGGUGGUGCUACGCCCGGUCUUCCUCCAGAUUGGCAAUCUGUAAACCUAGGACAGAGUCAACGGCAUGAUCCAAGCCAAUCUGCACCAACCACUCAAACCCCAACUAGUGUUUCUUCUUCAACUGCCGAGGAAGGACAGUAUCCUGCACACUUUCUGCCCUCGUAUGAUAGGGAGAUCUUAUCCCUGAUCUACGUCCCGCCAGCCAUGGCUCAGAAGUGCCUCGACCAGUUCCGCACUCAGAACUUGCAAUAUCUCCCCUUUGUCUACAUUCCUUCCAACCUAACCUCUGACCAAUUGCAACAGAAAUACCCAUUCCUCUGGGUAUGCAUUAUGGAAAUCACCACAUAUAACAACCCAGAAAAAGGUGACUCUUUCGGGAGAAUUACCAACCAUAUUCAUCAGAGAGUUAUGCUCGACCUUGUGCCGAGCAUGGAUCUUCUCCUUGGGAUCAUGACUUUCGUAUCAUGGGUUACAUACACUAAACGGCCAUUUCUCAAUGUCUAUGCACACAUUUUAAUGGCAGUUGUCGCCGAGCUUGGGAUCAAUCAAAGUGUCCCAAAUGAGUAUUCAGCCAUGCAUUCUUUCAAAGUCGCUAUUGGAAUGAAGCAAACUCCACCCACAGCCAGAACACUGGAAGAGAGAAGGGCUGUGCUGGGAUGCUUCUUGAUUUCAUCAAGUGCCGCAUUGGCAAUGUCCAGAAUCGACGCUAUGCGCUGGACACCGCACAUGGAAGAAAGUCUUUCAAUACUCGCCGAGGCUAAAGAGUGUCCCCAGGAUGAGCUCCUGAUUGCACUAGUCAAGAUCUAUUUGGUCUUAAAUAGAGUCCAUCAACUGCGGCGGGAUGGUGAAGCUUUCGUCUCGCUAGCCUUCUAUCUGGAUAGCUUCAAAAAUCAAUUAGACACAGUGAAGAGCCAAAUCCCGCCUCACCUUCUACAGCAUAGAGUCGUGCUGAUGUAUCUCUACAAUGCCGAAAUUGUAAUCAACGAAUUAUCAAUAGGAGCCCCUGCCAUUGCACAUUCGCCUGAUCUCCAUCGACUUGACAGCCUUUACGCCUCCCUCCAAGCAACAAAAGGCUGGCUAGAUGUAUGGCUAGAACUUGAAGGAGAGGAUUACCUACAGCUAUCAUGUGUCAUUUUUUUCCAAUUCACUCGAGCCAUCACCAACCUGUACAAACUCACCAUAUUGGAAGACCCGGCAUGGUCCAAGAGUAUGGUCCGAGACACCGCAAAUGUCCUGGAAUACCUGAAGAGAAACGAAGCCAUCAUCAGAAAGUGCCCAGAAUACAUCACUUUCGACCAAAGCAGGGAAAUGAACCUUCUAGAAAAGGGAUUGAGAAUGAUUCAAGGCAUGAGAAUGAACUGGGAGCCGAAACUGAUCGAAAUAUGGCGCCCAAAUAUGCCCGCGAACACCGGGAUCGAUAGUGGCAUGAUCCAGGCUGAUGCUAUACUCCCCGAUGUUAUGCCUUUGGGUGGGAUUGAUGAGGCCUGGAUGAUGGACUUCCUUGGUUCAUUAUGA